Messenger RNA from Canariomyces notabilis, 10068 nucleotides. RefSeq lists its product as uncharacterized. Bases 1 to 10068 code for a protein of 3355 amino acids. Lineage: Eukaryota; Fungi; Ascomycota; Sordariomycetes; Sordariales; Chaetomiaceae. The record is from RefSeq and is a predicted model, not a curated record. Gene Ontology annotation, molecular function: protein binding; metallopeptidase activity. The transcript is spliced from 2 exons.
AUGGCCCUGCUCAAUCCUACUUUCGUAUUCGGCAUUCUAGUGCUCCUCUAUCUGUCGUCCUUCGUUCUCUUCGCCGUCAUCCGCAUAAUCACGGGCGUCUCGAUUCAGCGCAUUGGCUACUUUUCACUUCGUCGUGUCGCCUACACCCCCCGCGAUGGCAUCCGCAUCGACGUUCGAGGACUUGGCCUCAACGUCCACCGCCCGACCUUCGCCCAACCCACUUGGCUGAGCAUUGUUGUGAGCGAGCUCGUCGUCACCGUCAACGUUCAAGAGCUCGAGGGGAGCAAGGCAGCCGGCGCUGCGCCUGAAGAUGGCGAAUCCCACGCCGACGAAGCUGCGCCCAACCGGCCAGAGACUCCGAGGACUCCGAGGCCAUUGGGCCCUAUGCGCCGGGAUACUAACCUAGAUGGACGAAGCAAGACCUGGAAACGGUUGACAAGGGUGAAGGAACGCAUCAAGCGCCUGCAUCGGAGCGUCAACUGGCUUCGCAUGGUCGACGUCGUCGCCACCAAUUCAACCGUCAGCAUCGAGGGUGUGGGCAACGUGCAGAUGGGCAGUUUCACCAUGGCGGUAGAUACGAGGCGCAAGAUGGUGGAUCGUGCGCGCUUCUUCUUGCAGGGAAAAGGGGAGAAGAAGGGUCAGAAGCAGCAGGCCGAAUGGAUCGUCACCCUCCGAAGCGUGUUGUUUACCGCCGAGGGGGAAGAGUCGCUGGAGGUUCUCGACAGCGCCAGCCUGAAUAUUCAUGGUUACCUCUAUGAAGCGCUCGAUGGCCUUCGCGACACCUCUAUUUCUCUCAAGCUGGGCCGCGUGCACAUCCCCUACGAUCAUAUUCGCCAUAGCGUCGCUCAGUACAAAAACAUCAGAUCCCAGAGCGACAAAACCUUUGCCCAGUCUGAACCCGUCGACCUGCUUGUUGAUCGGGUGAUUCAGGAGUUCGACGCUCCAGGAAGCACCAAUCAUGAACUUAUGCAGACCGUGUCCGACUCGAAAGAACUUGCGAGCUCUAUUCUCAGGGGCAUCAAGGAGGUCCAGUUCGCCGUUAGCUCCAUUGGGCUCACCAAAAAGAUCGAGAGGGUCAAGCCCGGCGGCACUCCGGUUCUGUUGACGGCAUCCAUGAAGGAAGUCGGCAUAGAUCUCCAUCGACUGGAUCCAAAAUCAGCAGCGCACAGAAUGUAUUUCCCCUCUAAGGAUAUUGCCCAUGAGGCCUUGGCCGCUGCACUGUCCAUCUCCGUCGGCCUUGACGACGGGCACGGCAAGCCUGAGCGCAUAAUGUACAUUCCAAUGGCGACCACGACUGCCAAGACAACGCUGCCAUCCAAGACGGUUGAGCUCGCCGACGAAGGGACUGCCGAGCAGCGGAACGCCAACAUACUCUUUGCGAACUCGGUUGUCACCUCUCCCUCUGUCGACUUUGACCCUCGGCACCUCCCCCUCCUGUUGGCGAUGCUGCAGCGGAGACCAAAGCCGCCAAAGGCGCAGCAGCAACAACGGCAUAUGCUCAUUUCACGACUCCUCCCCAAAGCGAACAUCAAGUUCUCGAUGCACGAGCCUGUUGUGAGGAUAGCACUUCCCCCUGUCCAAAAGUCGGCCGACCCCGACGAGUUUGACUUGAUUAUAUCAUCUAUAUCGUCUGUCUCCCUAGACGUUGAAUCAUUCCAUUCGGCUGUCGAGGAGCUUCACUAUUCUCUAGCCGCUACCAUGCGGGUCCAGACGCACAGUUUGUAUUACCAGACCUCCGCCGGGAACCGCUUCGACCUGCUCGAGACGGAGACAUUCGACUUGAAAGUGCAGCUCAAUGCGUCGCCAGACUUGCACGUGGCCGUGACAGGCAACCUCCAGACCUUUACGCUCAAGAUGGUUAGGGACGAGAUCCGUGACGGCUUGCGCCAGAUAGUGAGGCAAUUACGGCUUAAUGUCGAGCCGGACAAACGCGCUGUUUCAAAGACGCCAAGGCACUCAAACUUCUUGCGCUCCUUACCCCCGUGGCUCUUGCAUUUCCAACUCCAUUGCUCAGAUUGCAGCAUCGAAGUUGCGGGCGUGGAUAAGGACAUAUCUGAGGACUUGAGAGGCGUUGCCAUUCAGCUGGAUUCGUGGUCAGCGGAGUAUCGCGCUCAAAGACUGGAUGGUUUGCAACGGCAGCCGUCCCGGCGCAGAGCCAGCAGCAGGGGGAUGAUGUCCCCCGAGGCAGAUCUACUGAGAGCCGUUCCAGUAUCGCCCAGGAAAAAGUAUUACAAUGAUGGCGACGGCCGUCGCUUAUCUAUUCAGGCCCGGGCGUUCGAGGUGUUCAUGGUUGAGUCGGAGGAAAAGUGCGAGUUUGAGCCAUUUGUGAGCGUUCCCAAAUUUGAGCUCGCGCUCUCGACCUUGAGCGACAACCAAGGCCCGGUGCUCCACGUCCACUCCUAUAUCCGGACCAUCCUAGUCCAAUACUCUCUCUAUCGACACUACGCUGCGACCGUGGCCGCUUCAUCACUGCGGAAAGCGUUCUUAAGGACCACCAGAGAGGCGGCCGAGCCGAUGACGCCCCCUAUGUCCCCACAGAGACGAAUCAUUGGCCACCUAUCACCACCAAGCGGCAGUACCCCUGAUUUUCCCCUAGGUAAUAUCGAUUUAUCGAGGGCUACUCCCGAGCUUGUCUCGGUCGAUUUCAGGGCCACUCUAGUCCAGAUCAAGGCGGACUUGCCUUCGGAUCCCCCGUUGAUGCUGCACAUCUACAACAUGGAAGCAGCACGCCAUCGAUGGUCCACCCCGUUCUUACACGCUAAGCUAAUCCGGCUAUACGCGGAAGCCCCUAGGAUGCGCAGAGUCUGGGCUAGGAUAGUCAGCGUCAAGAAUGCUAGGAUGGACUACCGAGAAUCUCGACGCAAGACUGCUGGCGGCGCACUUCAUGAAGAGAGGUUGUUUGACAUCGUUUUGGAUACCAUCCGCUUGGCCGUCCCUCAUGAAAUGGUCAUUUAUAAGAUCACAGACAACCUUGUCAAUACCGUCAAGUCUGUCAUUCAGCUUCACCACAGGUUCAAAACCGGCACGAAUGAGUACAUUCUUGACAAGGGCCCGGAGGGUCCGAGGAACGUUCCCAAGGUAUCGCUUCGCGCAAAGACGCUCCUUUUCGAGCUAGAAGAUGGCGCUUUCGAAUGGAAGCUCGGUGUGAUUUACCGGGCCGGGCUGGUGGAGAUGAUGCAGCGUCAGGCGCGCGAGGAAGCCUUCCGCGUCAAGGUCAAGAAAAUCCAUGAGGAAGAAUCGAAAAAGGGGCCUUCUAAAUUGCGGGCGCGAUCCGCUGCUCGCAUGCCUGAACCCCCGACACCGGGGGUCUCUCAUACUAGAAGCCGCAGCGCUGACGGCCUCCGGCGAGGGCCCGCUGAGGGGCAUUUCCGCAGUCGGGGACCUAGGUAUGACCCGGAAAGCGGCAGCCAAGGGAUCAGUGGGUACGCGCGCAUCUCUAUCGCCGAGGCAAGACACAAGCUAGACUUGCACAAUGCCAAGAGCUGGAAGCAUCGUAUUGACCGCCAAUACGCGCUGGCUAAGAACGGAAUGAAAGAUGUUUACUCCCAGUUCUGGGGGGUAAAUGAGAUGCCUGACGAUCUGGAGGACGGUGAAAGAAUCUUGGAGGUACCGCAGAGACCCGCCCUCAUGUCAACAAUCAUCAACGAUUUGCAAGUCACGAUCGACAAGCCCUCCUUCCCGUUGAGACAACUUCCAGACUUCCUACACAAGGUCGGGAAAGGUAUGCCGAGGGACAUGCAAUACGCUCUUCUCGUCCCCAUGAAUGUGCAAAUAAGCAUGGGCGAAGCCAGGAUAACACUUCGCGAUUAUCCCCUGCCGUUCUUGCACGUGCCAGCCACCAAACCAGACCAGCCAGUCCGACUUCCCGCCCUGUCUAUGUCGACGGACUUUGUGAUUGCCGAGGAAUAUCGCGGCCCAGAGUCUACUCGAAAGAUCAAGGUUCAGAUUGUGCCGCCACGGAACCUAGACCCGACGCUACCCAACGAGGGAAGCUUUGCAGUUGAUGUGCGUAGAACUAUCGGGCCUGUCAAGACUUUUUCGGACAUGACCAUCGACAUUCAUACCGCGAACCCAACCCGCAUUACUUGGGGCCCGUCAUAUCAGCCCGCGAUCCAAGACAUGAUGAUGGCCAUUGAGUCAAUGACAAAACCGCAGCUCGAUCCCUCUGAGAGGGUUGGGUUCUGGGAUAAGAUUCGCCUCAACUUCCACUCGCGCAUCCGGGUUGCUUGGCGUGGCGAUGGCGAUGUUCACCUUGCGCUCAAGGGCAGUCGGGAUCCUUAUCAGGUCACCGGGAACGGCGCGGGGUUCCUGAUGUGCUGGCGGAACGAUGUGAGAUUGAACGUGCACACCGACGAUGACCCGAAGCGUUUCAUGACUGUCGACAGCGGUGAGUAUGUCCUAGCGGUGCCCGACUACAGCCAUCAAGUCCGGGAAAGUCGCCGGCAACACGGUGAAGACGAGAGCAUCUCAAGCGAAAGCAGUCAAAGGUCUGGCGCAGAGUUCAAGAAGGUUGUCAUGAAGCUUUCAGGCAAGGUGCAGUGGCUGGCCGGGCUCGUCUUUGAGCGGGCGAUUGAGCAAGGUAACAGGAGUUUCGAGUUCAUCCCACACUACAAGGUAGUGCUCAAAGCUCCGCAAUAUGCCAAGACCCAAGGCGGACUCCCUUACGACGCUUUUCGCGGCUUUCGCAGCCAGCACAUCCAUCUGUCCGUGGCCGUCCGCGCGCCAGUCGAUCGGGAAUGGAAUGGGUCGAUCGUUGAACCCUCUCGCAGCUACAAUGCCGUUCAUCUAACACCUCGGCUCUUUACGCACUUUUUCGCCUGGUGGUCCCUCUUCUCUGGCCCGCUCUCCCUGCCCAUCAGGCAAGGCUCGCUCUGGCCCGGGCGAGAGAAAAACAGCAAAAAGUUCGGCAGACAUCUCGCUACCAUCAAAUACAACCUCUUGCUGGCGCCGCUAUACCUCAGCCACAUCUACAAGCACAAGGAUGCCGAGGACCCUGAGAACACGGUGUCGGCCACCGGGAUCAAGGUUCGGUUUGACAGCUGGAUCCUGGACUUGCAUCAAAGGCGCGAGGAGUUCAGCACCAGGGACCACGGCCUCAAGACUCAAAGCAAGACCAGUAGUAUGAAGAUUCAUGCCGGGCAGCUGGACCUUGUCUCGGCCGACGUCCGCGCGGUCUCUGCAAGCAUCCGUAACAGGACAGCGGACCCGAAGCAUUCGCCUUCGACUUUCAUGAUGGAUCAGGAAGGGAGCGGGAUUGACCUCUCCCGCUUUACGAUACCCGACAAUGACCUGACGUGGAUCGAUAUGGAUGAUUUUAUCGAGCUUGACUCGAUCCUACCGACCGAACCAAAUCCUGAUACCAAAAUCCUUCCUCUUGCAUUCGCCCCUCGCAUUACCUACUUCCGCCAAACAGAUAUAGGCGGCGUCAUCGACGGCGAUCCCGAUCGGACCAGUCCCUUUGGCAAGGAGCCUACUCACUUCUGCAUCAUGAGCGAGGACGACGAUCCUAGGAGGGUACAAAGUCAACUUAUCCGUCAGCGGCUGGAGCAGCUUGAAGAGCAAGUGGAGACACACAAGCGGAACCUGGGCGAGAUUGAGCUUCGCCUUAUCCGAGGCGAUCCCGCCCAGACAGAUCUUAAGGCUGGGUUCGACGCCUUGAAUCGACAGACGACAGUUCUUGUUGGAAAACGAGCAUUCUUAGAACGGAUGCUAGACGAGAUGACGCCGCGUUCUCCCACAGCCCCCGAGAAUGAUGAUGGACCCCCUCCAAAGCUGCAAGGGAGCAUGACGAGCCCGGCCGCUGCCGAGUUUGCGAGCGAUUUCAAGAACCGGUUCGUAAUCCACAACAUGCAGCUGAAAUGGAACAAUACACUACGGAACAUUAUCCUCCGCUACAUUCACCAGGUCGGUCAACGCCGAGGCUUCGUUUACUAUCUGUCUCGCCCUGCAGUGAAAUUCAUUCUAGAUCUAGUGGAGGAACAAACGAAGUCAAAGACGGCCACAACCCCCAUGGGAACCAGCAGCGGUCCGGAUAUAAACGGAGUGAACCGUGAGGCCCAGAGCGACAUUCAGGACAAAAUCCGCAGAAUCUUGCAGGAUAACAAGAAAUUUACCAGUGUGAAUGGCACUGGGGAUGCAGGGACACACACAUCCAUGGCCGAUCUGUCGAGCGGCAUCGCGGAUGACUUCACAACUCAGAACAGCUACCAUGUCCGCCUUAUUGCGCCGCAAAUCCAGCUACAGAGUGACAGAAACAAGAAGCACGUGGUUCUGACGACAUCCAAGGGCAUGGAACUCAAAGUGGUCGAUGUUCUCGACAAGAGCAGGAUGUCUGAUAACGUCAGUGGUCUUGUUCAGCGGCGAUUCCUUGUCAACAUGGACAGCACGCAGUUUUUCGUUACCCAUCAAAAGUGGUUUACGACGCAGAUGUUGUCCAUGUAUUCGGGGAAUACCUACGGCACCCCGUCUGGUUCUUCAUGGCCGCCUUGGGUUCCGAUGGAGAUCAUGUUCGACUUUCAAGCGGAUCCAUUCGGUUUCAAGCGCGUUGUGCAGAAGACAUCCGCAAUGCUUCGUUAUGACAAGUUCAACACGCUGCGGCUCAAGUAUAACGACGAGGUCAACACCAGUGAAGGUGGCGGUGUAGCCGUGGAGGGCGAGACCGAGCGGCGGACGGACAGUCUCUGGAUCGAGUUCCCGCAGGCGCAUGCUUUGUGCAACUCUUCGCAGUAUUACGCCAUCUACAUCAUUGUUGUUGAUCUCCUCAUGUAUAGUGAGCCCCUUGAAAAGACGCGGAACGAAAGGCUCGAAAAAAUCAUGCUGGCUUCGGAUUUCAGCGACCUGAGGGGCGCUCCGGAGAUGGUUACCAAACUUCAGGAGCGAGUCCGGCAGCUCGAAGAGAUCAAGAUGCAUUUCCAAACUCACUCCAGGCAGUUAGACAAGAAAGGGUGGGAAGACCGGAUGGUGCUGGAGCGUGAUUUGGCAGCAUGCGAGGACGAAUUGUUCUUCAUGAUGAAAGCCAUUACCUCCUCUCAGAGGAAGUUUGACAAUGCGAAUAGCACCACUCUCAUGAAGUGGAGCAUCAUGGCCAAGGAAAUCGUCUGGCAGCUCAUCCGGGACAACAACGAGCCCCUUGUUGAGCUGCAGCUCAAGAACGUGGAAUACGAUCGGACCGACAACUCGGAUGGGUCGCACAUCAACUUGAUCCAAGUGGGCAAGAUCCUAGGUUUGAACCUGCUCCCCGACGCCAUCUAUCCUGCAAUGGUGGCACCGUACAUCGAGAGUGACCAUGGUGGCUUCGACACGGGCUCGCAACCAAUGAUCCAGGUGUAUUGGAAUAUGCUCGAGGCCAUUGCUGGCAUCCCUGUCAUGGACCACUUCGAAGUAAACCUGUUCCCGCUAAAAAUUCAACUUGAGCGCGAGAUUGGAAAGAAACUCUUCGAGUACAUCUUCCCUGGUACGGGUGGUGAGAAAAGUUCCAGCGGCAUGGAGUCUCCAUCCAUGAAUAAGCAGUCCAUGGCAGGGGACGGAGAGGACGAAGAAGACAGCGAAUCGCUAGCCGAGUCGAUGCCUCGCCUUGUGACAGCAGAUCAAGAGCAGCUUGACGUGCCGUAUACGAAACGCGCGGGUUCUCUUGAAAUGCGCCUUCGCCCCACACUCACCUCGGAUCCUGACGAGGCUUCUAUCAAGGACCAAAAGGCCCUCAGCAUCCAUUCGGGCGAGGGCUCCUCCUUCCGUCUCUUCCGAGCGGGUACCGGAUUCAAGUCUGUGAGCAAGAAGCGGUCGGCCGAGUCCCUGCGUCUGAACACGCCGCGGCCUGGCAUUCUCAGGUCAGCUACCGGCUUCUCGUCAAACAAGGAUGCCGCUUCGGGCGAGUCUAGGAAGGGAUCCCGCUUUAUCUUGCGACACCGCUCCAACGAGAGCGAAAGGCACAAGCAAUCUGACGAUUUGACCAAGAUGAUCGACCGAGCCUCCAAUUACAUGACGUUUGCCUACAUCAGGAUGCCGUCCGUCGUUCUAUGUUUGAGCUACAAGGGCAAGGGCGACCGCAAUUUCGAGGAUGUGCACGACUUUGUCUUCCGGCUGCCGACAAUUGAGUACCGCAACAAGACGUGGUCCAACCUGGAUCUUGCCCUUGCGCUCAAAAGCCGAGUCAUCAAGGCCUUGAUAAGCCACACGGGGGCCAUCAUCGGGAACAAGUUCUCCAGACAUAGGCCGAACACGGCACAACAGUCGAAGCUGCGAGAACUAGCCACGAGUUCGAUACUGCUCGCAACGCCCACAGCAGCCGAGUCGCGGGACACCAGCGGUGACGACUCGUCUUCGGUAUACGACUUUUCACGCUCCCCGCCAGAAUCCAUCCGGCGUUCGCAGACCUCUAUCCCCGUCCCAUCCACCAGCAGGAGCUCUAGCAUCGCAUCCUCGCGUUCACAGCGAUCCAGCAACGUGUCUGUCCUCACGCAGCCCACAGGGGCGGUUCCCUCGUUUCUCAUGGCACCGCCUUCGCCGGCUACUACGGCGCCGCCCGAGACGCAGCACGGCCAGGGCCACAGAAGCGGCUUCAAUCUCUUGCGGCCCACAUCUAGCGGAUGGUCCAGGGCUUUUGGAGGCGGGGCGCAGAGUCAAGGGAACAACAAUGGCUCGUCUCCUCGACCAGGGAGCAGCAACGGGGUUGUGUCUGCUGCAGCGUCUUCUGCCGGGACGCCAAUCAGCAGCGCGCCCGGGGAUCAUCAUCAAGCUAGUCCUGAGCGCAGGAAGACGGGUGCGUUGCGUGACAGGAUCCAAGCUUUGGCGCACCGGUUGAAGGAUCGCGAGGGGACGGCGCUGCAUGUGGGUAGCGACGAGGGCGCGAGGGAUGAUGACACGGGGACUGGGCAACAAGAGCAGAGUGGCGGUGGGAAUGGGCUCCUCAGGAAGCCGAGUCGAAAGCUCCCGCUAACCGACAAGCUCAUCGACCGCCAGCGCGAUGCACUCUACAACUACACCCCCUCGUCGCAGACCGAGAUCUCGGCCAAGCGGCCGUGGGUCACUGAUCCGCACUACUUCAAGACGGUCCGGAUCAGUGCCGUGGCGCUCAUCAAGAUGGUCAUGCACGCGCGCUCGGGCGGGUCGCUCGAGGUAAUGGGCAUCAUGCAGGGCUACGUCGACGGCACGGCGCUGGUGGUGACGGACGCCUUCCGCCUGCCCGUCGAGGGCACCGAGACGCGCGUCAACGCCCAGGGCGACGCCGACGAGUACCUGGUGCAAUACCUGGCCCUGUGUCGCGACGAGUCGCGCCAGGAGAACGUCAUCGGCUGGUACCACUCGCACCCGGGCUACGGCUGCUGGCUGUCGGGCAUCGACGUCGCCACGCAGCAGCUGCAGCAGCUCCAGGGCCCCAUGGUCGCCAUCGUCAUCGACCCGGACCGCACCGUCAGCGCCAACAAGGUCGAGAUUGGCGCCUUCCGCACCUUCCCGCAGGACUACACCCCAUCUAACGCCACCACAUCCACAUCCACUUCAUCCUCAACAAACCAACAACAGCAGCAACAACAACAGCAAUCCGUCCCGCUCGCCAAGGCAGCCGACUUCGGCGCCCACGCCGCAAAGUACUACUCCCUCGAGGUGGAGCACUUCCGGUCCACGCUCGACUCCAAGCUGCUCGAGCUGCUGUGGAACAAGUACUGGGUGAGCACGCUGGCGCAGAACCCGUUGCUGGCCAACCGCGACUACGCGAGCAGCCAGAUGAGCGACCUGGCCCAUCGCAUCCAGGACGCUGCCGCCGGCGUGGGCGUGGCGCGGCACCACGCAGCUGCCGGAGGUGCUGUAGGAGGUGGUGCUGGAGGCGGGAAAUCAUCCAUGAUGAUGGGGCCGCUCGGUUCACAAAUAUUUGGCGGCGGGGGAAAUGGAGCUUCGGGCACGGCAGCGGUGGCCGGUGAUGAUGCAGGUGGAGGAGGGGUUGAGGGGAAGAGCGCGCAUGACCAGGUCAUUGACAAGCUCGUCCGCGACAUGAGCCAGGUUGCGGCCAAGGAGCGGGCUGGACUCAUGGCUGCCGAGGUGAAAGCGCAGGUUUUCAGCCGUGGGCGGGAGUGA